UAUCUGAAAUAUCCAGAGGUCUUAUAAAAGGCUGUUGGGUGGAACACUGCAAUGGCACUGAGGCACGGGGAGUUUGCACAAGGAUGGGGAACAAACAGACCAUCUUUACAACACAGCAGCUAGAUGCCUAUCAGGACUGUACAUUUUUCACCAGAAAAGAAAUCCUGAGGCUGUUUCAUCGCUACCGGGACCUGGCACCACAGCUUGUUCCACUCGACUACACCAGCAACCCAGAUGUCAAGAUACCAUACGAGCUGAUUGGCAGCAUGCCAGAGUUGAAGGACAACCCUUUCCGCCAGAGAAUAGCUGAGGUUUUCUCUGAAGACGGAGAGGGAAAUAUGACCCUAGAUGACUUCCUGGACAUGUUCUCUGUACUGAGUGAAAUGGCACCAAGGGAUCUGAAAGCAUAUUAUGCUUUUAAAAUUUAUGGUUAG
Molecule: messenger RNA, 434 nt
Organism: Lepisosteus oculatus (spotted gar)
Lineage: Eukaryota; Metazoa; Chordata; Actinopteri; Semionotiformes; Lepisosteidae
Source: RefSeq, a predicted model, not a curated record